This is a messenger RNA of Myotis lucifugus (little brown bat), 1943 nucleotides long. Its product is annotated as transmembrane protein 225B-like. Gene Ontology annotation, biological process: negative regulation of phosphatase activity. The transcript is spliced from 6 exons. Bases 405 to 1004 code for a protein of 199 amino acids. Lineage: Eukaryota; Metazoa; Chordata; Mammalia; Chiroptera; Vespertilionidae. The record is from RefSeq and is a predicted model, not a curated record.
AGUUGAGAUGCCCUCUGCUCCCCGGGGUUCAGGUUGCGACCUCUGACCCCGGGUCCGGGAGGAAGUACUGCUAGUGGCCGAGGAACCAGGGGUGGAGCGGACAGGGCCGCCCCCAGCCUCUCCCCAACGGCGGGAGGCGCCGAGUCCCCCGCGGACCCGGGAGAAGGGCCAAGGGCUUGUCUGCUCUUGGGGCUCAGAUGAUGGUUACAUUUGAUCACGGCCUGACAGUUUUAGCCAAGAAAGUAACAGCAGUGACGCCCGCGGCCUGAGCAGAGUGGCUCUGCCUCCGGUUCCCGAAACCCGCCCGCCGCGGUGAGCGAGCUCGGACCUUGGGCCGGGUCAGGCCAGGCAGUGAGCGCCGUUCACCCUCAGCUGGUGGCCCAGAGCAGUCAGCUCCCUUCUGUAUGACAUGUGGGAUCACUAGGCCACACCGCAUUCUGGUCCUCACCUGCACGGUCACCGGGUCGGCCCUCCUGUGGUGGGCCUUCAGCCUGUCCACCUGGGCGAAGGUGGACGUCCCCGACAGCCCCCAGGUCCUGUUCAGCGCCCUGUUUGCCAUCUGCAGCCAGGAGAUCAGGUGCUGGGUUCCUCCAUCCAAGUCAUACUGCUUCACAUUUGGUCGAAUUUUCAUGAUCAGCGCCCUUCUUCUCUCCUUCUUCCUGAACAUCACACUCCUGGCCUUCCCUCAUGCCCUUCCUGAUUCCCGGAAACAGCACUUUGUCUUCACCAUCACCUGCUUCAUCGUAGGUGUCUGUGUGCUCCUUGCGUUGCUGCUGCACUCUCUGUAUGUUUGGAAAGUAACUGACAUAUUCAAGGAAGCGAAAGUCACCUUUCUCUACCCCUCUUUCAUCCUCUCCGUCAGCACCACGCUGUUUUUCUUGUCUGGAAUUCUCUGCCUCGUCAGCGCCCACCACUGUUGGUUUCAGUGUGUUGUGCAGCGGCCAAUUCAGGUGAAACCCAUGCAAACACCCGUGGCCAGUCCUUGCCCUGUAGCCGUCAGCUAGCCUACCCUCCGUGCGAGCGGGCUAACCGUGGAAACCUGUCUAGCCUGCACCUCGAGACUUCCCAGCUCCACACUCUUGUUUAAUUGCUGUGGAAGACAAAGAGUUGGCCUGCUCCUGGCCGUUGUUCCGAUGAGGAUUAGGAUUCCAGGCACCUGGGUUUUCACCAGAGAGAAGACACAGUCGGGGCUGGGGAGUGAUGAGUCUGCUCUGGGUCUCGAAGACUUGGAAUGAAAACCUCCUCUCACCUUGAACCUGACCAAGGCCCACCCCAUCAUCUCAGUGUUUCCUGUGUCCUGCAAGGCGUGUCCUAACAGCGAGAAGCUCUUUCUCCACCUGUGUGGCCUGAGUUUUGAUAUAAAUUCUCUGCCCUCUGGUAAUUCUGUGAGUGUAAUCUUUUCACUGUUGUAUAACUCAGGGCUGUGUUUUAGGAAACACAAUCUCAUCCAAACUCACUUAAAUGACAACAAAAGAGUGAACUUACUGGACAGUCGCAGGGAUAGUCCGUCGACCCAACAGAAGUCCUGGAAGGAUCAGGGCUACACAGGACACGGGUGGAACCUGAAGCUCUCCUCCAGGACACGGCACCACUUUAACUAUUCAGUGAAGUUUAAUGGAAUGUCCUGACUCCUAAGUGCAAACAGUCUCCUAAAUUCCCCUUGCUCAUCACUUUCAAAGCCUGUUCCCACCCCCCACCCCCCCCCCCAACAGCCAGACCUCUGCUCCCGUCUGAGCCCUCCACACACCGUGCGCCAGCCAGGCCUGGGCCACCCCUGCCAGGCCAGGGGCUCUGAGUGGCUCCCCACUGCGGUCUCCACCAUGCGACCAAACCCUCUUCCUAGAACACAGAGCUGAGAAUGUUCUCCUUAAAAACCACUUUGCCUUGUUCUUACCUUCAGGAUAAAUUCCUUAUCUUGAUAAAUAAAGAUCUUUAUAAGUUGA